GUUGGCGGCAUCCUAGGGGCUCUCUAUGGUCCCUCCAGGCCAUGGAGGGUCUCUCUAGGCUGCCUAUGGGGUUCUCUAUGGUCCCUCCAGGCCAUGGAGGGUCUCUCUAGGCUGCCUAUGGGGGCCUCUAUGGUCCCUCCAGGCCAUGGAGGGUCUCUCUAGGCUGCCUAUGGGGUUCUCUAUGGUCCCCCCAGGCCAUGGAGGGUCUCUCUAGGCUGCCUAUGGGGGUCUCUGUGGUCCCCCCCAGAGGGUCUCUAUGGUCCUCCAAGGCCAUGGUGGUCUCUCUAGGCUGCCUAGGGAGGUCUCUAUGGUCUCUGUAUGCUCCCGCCCCGCCCCCAUCGCCAACAGAGGCCACUCUGGACCCUCAAGGUGAGUCUCUAUGGUCCUCGCCGGCAGCCGGGCCUCUCUGGACGGCCUCGCCUCGCCGGAGGCCGCUCUGGAGCCUCUAGACGCGUCUCUAUGGUUACCCCCCCCACAGCCAACCCGCUGUGGGGCCGUGAGGGGGGCGGGGCUUGGGGGGCGCUCUGAUUGGUCGCUCCACGGGCAGCGUUCGGUAAUAAAAACCAAAAAAACAAAAAACAAAAAGGGGGGAAAAAACCGUUUCUGGGUGAGCAGAGAGGGGCCCAGGCGUCCGGGGAGGGGCCCAGGCGUCCGGGCCCCUCCCCCCACCCGGGAGGCCCCGCCCCGCCGCGCCCCGCAGGCGAGCGAGGCGCGAGUCCUCCGCGGCGGCCGGAAGGGCCGAAAGUGGCCGCUCCGGCGGCCGGAAGUGACGACUCGGCUGCACCGCGGGCCCCCCCGGCCCCGCCCCCUUCCCGUCAUGGCGGCGCCCGAGCUGGAGCAGCUGCUGGGGGAACUGCUGGAGCCGGAGAGCGGCCGCAUCCGCCGGGCCACCGCCCGCCUCCGCGAGGCCUUCGCCGACCCCGCGACCCCGACCCGCCUCAGCCUCCUCCUCGCCGCCUCCCCCCGGCCCCAGGUGCGGCAGCUGGCGGCGGUGCUGCUCCGGCGCCGGAUCUUGGGCCGCUGGCGGCGCCUGGACCCCGCCCUGCGCCAGAGGCUCCCGGCGCUGCUGGCCGAGGCCCUGGAGCGGGAGACGGAGCACCCAGUGACGGUGGCCCUGGCCCAACUGGCGGCGCUGGUGCUGCGCCGGGGGGGGCCUGAGCGCCUGGGGGCCCCCUUGGGGCCUGGCUCCAAGCGGGGGGCCCAGGACCCCCGCGCCCCCCCGCAGGAGUUGUUUCUAUAG
Rhea pennata is the source of this 1240-nucleotide messenger RNA. RefSeq lists its product as uncharacterized. The record is from RefSeq and is a predicted model, not a curated record. Bases 380 to 1240 code for a protein of 286 amino acids. Gene Ontology annotation, biological process: intracellular protein transport. The transcript has 6 exons. Lineage: Eukaryota; Metazoa; Chordata; Aves; Rheiformes; Rheidae. Gene Ontology annotation, molecular function: small GTPase binding.